This is a messenger RNA of Cannabis sativa, 1092 nucleotides long. Its product is annotated as protein FAR-RED ELONGATED HYPOCOTYL 3-like. The transcript is spliced from 2 exons. The coding region runs from base 1 to 1092 and encodes 363 amino acids. Gene Ontology annotation, biological process: regulation of DNA-templated transcription. Lineage: Eukaryota; Viridiplantae; Streptophyta; Magnoliopsida; Rosales; Cannabaceae. The record is from RefSeq and is a predicted model, not a curated record.
AUGCCUGAUGUUACGCACCGUCUCUGCGCUUGGCAUCUCAAUACAAAUGCUUCGAAAAAGGUUAAAGAUCCGAUCUUCUUAAAAACAUUUAAGGAUCUCAUGUACAACUACUACGAGGAGGAAGAAUUUGAAGCAAGAUGGUUAGACGUCAUCCAAACCCAACAACUACCAGAUAAUGAAUGGUGUCAAACAACAUUCGAGUCAAGACAACAAUGGGCAGAAACGUAUUUAAGGGGUUCAUUCGUUGCAGGAAUGAGAACCACACAACGUUGCGAAUCCAUCAACUCCGCUCUAAAAAAAUUUUUAGAGAAGAAUUAUUGCUUGCGUGAAUUUAGCAAGAAGGAGAGUGGCAGAUAUUCACCAUUGGAAAGUUCCAACAUCCGGACGUCCAAUACCGAGUUCAUUACUGUGACGGCCGACGAGCACCGCACCGUAGUUGCUUGCUCUAUGAAAGUCAAGUGGUACCCUUGUAGACAUUUACGGGCUACAAUGAAAAGAUUAAACAUGAGAAGAAUACCUAAUUCUCUUCUCAUGAAGCGAUGGAGCAAAUCCGCAAAGAUAAAUCUCCACCUACAUUUUAACCCGCCAGCACAACCACAACAGCACAUUUACGAGAUGGCUAGGUUUGGAUCUCUCAGUUCACUGACUUAUAACUUCACUUUCUAUGCAGCGAAAUCAGAGGACUCGUACAACCGUGCAAAGGAAGAGCUUGAACGGCUAACUCUAAUGUUCAAGGAAGAAUUUGACUUGAAUUCCAAUCCGGAAGGAGAGACGCCACAACCUGGAAGAUAUCGUAGCAACCCCAACAUUAUUAAAGACCCCGAAGUUGUGAGAACAAAGGGUACGGGAAAUACAAGGGAAGGACCAAACGGGGAGCAGAUCCCAAGAAACUCAAGACAUUGUCGCAUUUGUCGCUCAUCAGACCAUGAUUAUCGACGGUGCCCAAAUCGUCAACAUAACACUGGAUCUCAGGGGCAACAACCUCCAAACAAUCAACCAGCAUCUGACUCAUUCAAUGACCACUCCAACGCGUAUUUCCCGGAACCGCCUUCCUCCACACAAGAGUCUUACUAUGGUCAUUCUUAUAACUAG